Messenger RNA from Sporisorium graminicola, 390 nucleotides. RefSeq lists its product as uncharacterized. The record is from RefSeq and is a predicted model, not a curated record. The transcript is spliced from 2 exons. Gene Ontology annotation, molecular function: RNA binding; RNA nuclease activity. Lineage: Eukaryota; Fungi; Basidiomycota; Ustilaginomycetes; Ustilaginales; Ustilaginaceae. The coding region runs from base 1 to 390 and encodes 129 amino acids.
AUGAAGUUCUCCCUCGCCCUUCUCGCCCUUGUGCCCGCUGUGGCCCUUGCUGCUCCCCUUGAGCCCCGUCAGGGCGGUGUCGCCGUCAACUGCGGUGGUAAGUCUUACAGCGCCUCGCAAGUCAACCGUGCGAUCAACAACGCAGAGAGCGGCAACUACGACAGCUCGAGCUACCCCCACAAGUACAACAACUACGAAGGUUUCGACUUCUCUGACUACUGCCCCUCGGGAACCUUCCAAGAGUACCCGCUCAAGUCUACUUCGUCUGGCUACACUGGCGGCUCGCCUGGUGCGGACCGCGUCGUGUACAGCACUCAGAACGGCAACUUCUGCGGCGCUAUCACCCACACCGGCGCUUCGGGCAACAACUUUGUUCAGUGCGACUACUAA